Messenger RNA from Aspergillus welwitschiae, 353 nucleotides. RefSeq lists its product as uncharacterized. The transcript has a single exon. The record is from RefSeq and is a predicted model, not a curated record. The annotation marks the transcript as partial. Lineage: Eukaryota; Fungi; Ascomycota; Eurotiomycetes; Eurotiales; Aspergillaceae.
CUUUUCUUUUCCUUUCCUCUUUGUUAAACUCCGAUCCCCUGCCCCUGCUGCUUGAAUCUCCCUUCCCCCCAAGAGUCAUCUCAGUGCGAUCGGCAUGGAUCAUAGAAAAAUAACUGCAGGUCACCUAACAAAGUACGGGGUAAUACCCGGGAUAUUAGUUAUUGCCUGGCUUGCUGCAAGAGAUGAAUUGACAAUAAAUGGGUCACUAGUAGAACCAGCGAACCGAAUCGCUAGUAAUCAAAAGGAAACAGUGCUAAUAAAAUGAUAUUAUAAUAAUAAUAAUCAUCAUAAUAUUCAUUAGAAAAGAAAUAAGAAAUGGACACCUAUGUGGUAUUAUUGAGUCAGUAUUUACU